This is a messenger RNA of Ascochyta rabiei, 279 nucleotides long. RefSeq lists its product as uncharacterized. NCBI's taxonomy places the organism in Eukaryota, Fungi, Ascomycota, Dothideomycetes, Pleosporales, Didymellaceae. The coding region runs from base 1 to 279 and encodes 92 amino acids. The record is from RefSeq and is a predicted model, not a curated record. The transcript is spliced from 2 exons.
AUGUUCAUCGGCAUACUCUUCACGGUCGCUAUCAUCCUCCCCGCUGCCACAGCUUCAACUUACAAGCCUACCACCUCAUGCGCCACCUGCGAAUCGAGGGUCCACGAGUGUAUCAAGAUGUGCAAGGACAGGUAUGAGGAUGACAUGUCACUCGCCUGCAAGGUCGCCUGCGAGUGCAAGGUCUCCAAGCAGAAGAAAGACUGCGCCGAGAAGUGCGGAUUGGGCUGUGAGAGCGAGAUUGGAAAGACCGAUGCUCGGAUUGGAGCGAAUGAGGAGUAG